Molecule: messenger RNA, 1938 nt
Organism: Henningerozyma blattae CBS 6284
Lineage: Eukaryota; Fungi; Ascomycota; Saccharomycetes; Saccharomycetales; Saccharomycetaceae
Exons: 1
Coding region: 1-1938 (645 amino acids)
Biological process (GO): nuclear envelope organization
Cellular component (GO): meiotic nuclear membrane microtubule tethering complex; nuclear envelope
Molecular function (GO): protein-membrane adaptor activity
Source: RefSeq, a predicted model, not a curated record
AUGAAGACUACAAAAAAGUCUUUAUAUAAUAAAUCGGCCGAUGAUGCAUAUAAAUCUAUGAUAAAAAGGUCUCGAUCUAGUCGAAACGUCAAGAAAGAAUAUUCUCCAUCUACAAAGGAUCUGGAAUGUCCUACUGUUGUAUCUGAUUCUGGUAAUGAUGAAGUUAGACAUGGUAUAUCUGUUCAGGAUAGAUAUGAGCAACCAGAAAACUAUUUCAGAGAGAGAGGGGACCAAGAAUAUGAAGAGGAUGAAGAGGAACUUCUUUUAGAUAGAGAAGACAUCGACAAACAAUUUCAAUCUACAUUCCAAAAUUUAGUAAGUAGAGCCGAUAUAAAGAAUAUUUGCAUACUUUUUAUUUUAACCACAGUUUUUUCAAUUAUUCUAACAUAUUCAACUAAAAGUAAGCAAGAUACGGCUCUGCUUUCUGAUCCUACUAUAACUAACCUUCAAAAUGAAGUUGAUAAUUUGUAUAAUCAAUUAUCGCAAAUUGAUAGUAAAUAUCAACAAGAAAUGAAUGAUAAUUUAAAUAUGUCUAUUGAAACUUUUGAAUCGAAAAUCAAAAAUUUGAUUCCUCCUGAUUUUUUAAGACUAAAAACAAAACUAGAUUUAAUUAAUCAAAAAGUAGAUCAUCUUUCUAAUAUUGUAAAGAAUAAUCAUCAUAAAGAACAUAAUAGUAAGGUUGAUGAUGGGAGCAACUCCCUUUUAAUGAAUUAUGAUACUUUAUUAGAAAACUUACAUCUAUAUUUACCAGAUAACAUUCCUAUAAUUAUUAAUAGAGAUGAAACUUCCAAAGAAAAUGCAUCUAUUCAAAUCUUACCAGAAAUGUAUGAACAAAUUUAUAACUUAUUGGUGUCAGUUUCAACGUCAGGUCCUAGCACUGAGAUUUCAGGUGAUGAUGACAAAAAGAAGAAAACAGUAAUCUCUGAUUUUGAUUUAAAUAUUGAUUUAAAUUCAUACAUUCAUGAAUAUCUGAGCAAUCAAUUUCAAUUUCUAAAUAAACAAUCAUUUAUUGAUGAAUUUACUUCUAAGUUAAAUAAUGAUAAUAAUAAUAAUUUUGACAUUAGUGAGAGGUCUGACAAAAUAUUACCUUUGGUAAACAACAUAUACAAUAGAAAUAUACAUUCAUGGCAGAACGAUUUAGAUUUUGCUACUUUCACACAAGGGACUAAAUUACUAAAAAAAUUAACGUCGGCAACGUAUUUAAAUGGUAAUGGUAUAUUCCCUGUUCAAUUGCUAUUAGAUAAUAAGAUGGUUUCUGGCUCUACUUACUGGCAAUGCCAGAUGGGUCCAUCAAAUGGUUGUACAUGGGCAAUUCAAUUUACUAAGCCAGUAUUUCUAACUAAAAUUUCAUAUUUGCAUGGUAGAUUGAGCAAAAAUAUACAUAUCAUGAAUUCUGCCCCCAAGAAAAUUUCUGUCUACGUUUUACCUAGAACUAAAAUACCGUCUAAUAUAAAGGAGGAAAUCCCCUAUUUAACUCCCCACCAACUAGACUCUCGUUACAUUAAGUUGACCUCCUUUGAAUAUGACAUUUCUGAGCCUUCUAUUAGACAAGCUAUGCCUAUCCCUUCUUGGUUCAUUAAAUUACGUAUUCCAAUCAAAAGUGUGAUUUUCCAAAUCGACAAUAACUACGGUGGCACCCCAUAUACCUCAAUUCGUAGAUUCAUUGUUAAUGGUAUAAUCGACGAGGAUCUUGCUAUUCUGAAAGAUUACAAAUUCCCUCUUCGGUUUAAUGAUAUUCCAGAUUAUACUGUACCUAAAGAACAUGAUAAUGUCAUGGAAUACUCUCGUUCCGCACCGAAGCAAUAUCCUGAAACCAUUGUUGAAUUACCUAACCCACAAUUACAUAUUCCUAAUUACCAACCACCACCCACUAUAAACAGUAAUCAAUAUAUUGUUGAUGUUCCUGCCUUUGGUGAUGAUGAACCUGCAAUACCUUAA